AUGUUGGCUGUUUUUGAAAAAUCAAUUAGUAAACCUCCCAAGGAACUGAUUCUUCCUUUUCCGGGGAAGUCCCAUCCGAACAGUUCUAGAGAAGAAAUUGCAGAAAUAUACCGUUCAUGGAGAUUCGAUUCGACCUUUUAUAACGUUCCCAAUGGGAACUUCUUGGCCUUAUCACAUGAAGAUGAAAAUCCGGUGCAUCCAAGGUCAAUUGUUGUUAUGGAUGAUAUUUUCUGCUUAUUCUCUGGUUAUUUGCUUAACGCUUAUGAGCUCCGACGAUAUUAUGGCCUUUCGCGACAAGCAACGGAAGCCAUGAUCAUAGUCAAGGUUUAUAAAGUAUUGCGCGAUCGAGCACCAUAUCCUCCCGAUCAAGUCGUCAAAGAACUUGACGGAAAAUUUGCUUUCAUUCUGUUCGACUCAAAAGCUUCAGUCCUUUUCCUUGCUCGGGAGUCGAGUGCUGAAUUCCCAGUUUGCGAAUUUUGCAGGCUGCUUAUUUUAAGUGGCAGCGUGUUAAUUAGUGUUGAUUAUUCGCUUCAUAAGGUACAAGGAAUUUCACGACAAGGCGAUGAAGGGAACAUCAAUGCUGUUAUUUUUCAAGUGGACUUGUACACAAGACUCCACAGCAUUCGACGUACUGAUAGUGCAGAGAAUUGGGCAGAUGUCAACAUUGUUGAAGGAGAGUAA
Molecule: messenger RNA, 681 nt
Organism: Fraxinus pennsylvanica
Lineage: Eukaryota; Viridiplantae; Streptophyta; Magnoliopsida; Lamiales; Oleaceae
Source: the annotation of a GenBank genome assembly